AUGUUAUAAGUUUAAAGAAUUUCUAGAUCAAAAAAGUCUAUCUCUUAAAGUCUAAUUCUUUAAAAUCAACCUCUAAAUGGACCUGAUAGCUCUGAAAAGGUUAAAGAGCAUUUUUAACAUUUAAGGUAAAAAUUGAAGGCAAUUCCUUAUGUUUCUUCACCUACAAUAUCUCCAAGAUAAUAAGGAUAACCUUAAUAAAGAAGAAGAAGAGAUAAAAAAGGAAAGAAAUUUAAAUAAUAGAAAACUAAUUUUUAAUUGGAGGUUUCUAAUACUAGUACUUCUAAUUCAGAUGAAUCUAUGAAUAAAGAUAUUAAAAAUGAAUUUUUGAUAGCAAAAGAUAAUUUGAAAAAGUUAUGCAAAUAACCUAAUCAUAAUAAAAAUAAUUCAUCCUUCAUAAAUUCACCAUUAUUUCAUCAAAAUAAAAAUGAAUCUUAAAAAAUUGAAUCUUAAGUGGUCACAUCAAAUUAAUUAGAUUAUGAAAGAGUUAACAUUAAUUUUGUAAAGUCUCUUGAACACAAUAAUGACUGUAAAGACAUAUAAGAAUAUUAUGAAGAUGGAAUUUUGAAUAUUUAUUUUUAAAGUGAAGACAUGUUUACAUUUUUACGUUAUGAACAUGAAGUACAAGAAAUGAUUCAUAGAUCAAAAAUGUUUACAUAAAAUUCUUAAAUAUAUAAUGAACUAAAAAAUGAAAUGAAAACUUAUGAAUAAAAGUAAGCUAAAAUAAAAGAAGAUAAAGAAGAGGAACAUAGAGAGUUUAUUGAAAAAAUAAUAGUUUAAGAAUAGUAAAGAUAAAAAUUUCUAUAGAAAGCAAAAACAAAAAAGAUAGGAGAAAUAGCUAAUAAAUUUAUAGAUCGUCAUCAUUUAGAUGAAAAGCAUGAAAAUCGAUAUCUUUUACAAUUAGUAGAAUAAAAAGAAAAAGAAUUAUAAUUAUGA
Paramecium sonneborni is the source of this 933-nucleotide messenger RNA. NCBI's taxonomy places the organism in Eukaryota, Ciliophora, Oligohymenophorea, Peniculida, Parameciidae. The record is from the annotation of a GenBank genome assembly.